AGGCACGCGGCCCCGCUACGUGGUCCAUUUCCAGUCCAGACUCCAAGAACGCCGGAGCGGCGGAGGCGAGCACGCUGAUCGAUUCCAAUCCGCCCGCACUCCUGGGCCCGGCGCGAAUGGGCGACGCAGAGGCCGCCGCGGGGGCGGGGAGGGGCGGCGGAGCGGCCGCGGGGAUGAGGGUGUUCUCUCCGGAGUACUACGCGCUCUGCGCCGGCGGCGGGAUGCUGGCAGCGGGCGCCACGCACCUCGCCAUCACCCCGCUCGACGUGCUCAAGGUCAACAUGCAGGUGAAUCCCAUGAAGUAUAACAGUAUAUUUGCAGGACUGAACGUUCUUGUGAAAGAAGAGGGACCUUCAUCACUUUGGAGGGGCUGGGGAGGGAAAUUUUUUGGCUAUGGUGUUCAGGGUGGCUGCAAGUUCGGUCUCUAUGAGUAUUUCAAGAAGAGGUACUCUGACGUACUACCAGAUAGUAACAAGAGCACCAUAUACUUCCUUAGCAGUGCCUCUGCUCAAAUCAUAGCUGAUGUUGGCCUGUGCCCGUUUGAAUCGGUGAAAGUCCGCGUUCAGACACAGCCCAUGUUUGCAAAAGGCUUGGUUGAUGGCUUUCCAAGGGUGUAUGCAACUGAAGGCCUGUCUGGCUUCUACAGGGGGCUUCUACCUCUUUGGGGACGGAACCUUCCUUUUUCUAUGCUCAUGUUUUCAACAUUUGAGCAUACCGUGGACUUCCUAUAUCAGAAAGUUAUUCAAAAGAAAAAGGAGGACUGUUCAACAAUGCAGCAGCUUGGUGCUACUUGUCUGGCUGGUUACAUCUCUGGUGCUGUUGGUACUGUUGUUUCGAAUCCCGCAGAUAAUAUCGUCUCAUCCCUGUACAACAAAAAGGCUGAAAAUAUCAUACAUGCUGUGAAAAGUAUUGGAUUUCGUAAUUUGUUCACAAGAAGCCUGCCCAUUCGGAUCACCCUUGUUGGACCUGUCAUAACCAUGCAGUGGUUCUUCUAUGAUACAAUCAAGAUACUGACUGGAUUGCCAACGAGUGGAGGGCUUCCCCGUGAACUGGAAGAAGUUAACAUAUAAUCUGACUCGGAUAUGUCUCUUGAUGCAUUUUUUUGGUAUCAGACGUACGUUUCUGACUUACUACUUGGAAGAGAGUAAGAUUGGUACUUUCAGGGAACAAGCAACUGACCGAAAUACAAUACAUUGUGUGUAAGAUGUCUGCAGCUGCGUAUGAAAGAUGGCUGCCUCCAUCUUAAAUAACCUUGAGCUUCAGCACCCCUACAGGUAUAGCAUUGUGGUCAGGUGGUGCUUUACUGGUGCAUUCAGGAUGCUCUGUAUUUCUGUAAGAUUGAUGUAUGAGAAAAGAAUACACUUCUCAUGAUUAAACGCAACCUCGCACUGUAAAUAAUCCUUUUGAAGGAUGAGGUUUGAAGUGAAAUUCUGCGUUAUGCUACUGCUCUUAA
Setaria italica (foxtail millet) is the source of this 1453-nucleotide messenger RNA. Its product is annotated as mitochondrial phosphate carrier protein 1, mitochondrial. The record is from RefSeq and is a predicted model, not a curated record. Lineage: Eukaryota; Viridiplantae; Streptophyta; Magnoliopsida; Poales; Poaceae. Gene Ontology annotation, cellular component: mitochondrial inner membrane. Gene Ontology annotation, biological process: mitochondrial phosphate ion transmembrane transport. Gene Ontology annotation, molecular function: phosphate transmembrane transporter activity. The coding region runs from base 117 to 1070 and encodes 317 amino acids. The transcript has 6 exons.